Neurospora tetraspora is the source of this 1465-nucleotide messenger RNA. RefSeq lists its product as uncharacterized. The record is from RefSeq and is a predicted model, not a curated record. The coding region runs from base 1 to 1062 and encodes 353 amino acids. NCBI's taxonomy places the organism in Eukaryota, Fungi, Ascomycota, Sordariomycetes, Sordariales, Sordariaceae. The transcript is spliced from 7 exons.
AUGUUAUCUUCAAACCCUUGCGAUCUUUUGGCAGUUAUUCCGGGGGGACCACCCAUUCUGGGUCUUCCGCCGAAACCCUGUCAAAGGAAGGCUACCAGCCCCAAGGAGGAGGACAAAAAGCGGCUACUUCCUAAGGGAACCAAAGGGCUCGCUCACUCUCGCUUUGCCAAGAAGCCUUCUAAUAAGGGAAACGGCAAAGCCCAGUACACUAAGAAGAUUGGUCCUACUCCCGAUGAGGACGCCGCCGUGAAGGCGUUUUUUGCCGAGUCUCCAAAGAAGUAUAAAGAGCAAAAGGAUAAUGGUGAAUCGUCUUACCAAGCCGCCGACCACGAUACACCCAGGGCAAAGAGGGGUACCUCCCUCAGAGCAAUGGGAGCAUGGACGGACGAAGAAGUCCAAGACUGGUUCCGUGGAGGAGAGAAAGAGUAUGAGGCCAUGAAAGAUGGAGUCCAUACUCACGUCUCGCGAAUUCAUCACCCUCCCGAGGUUAUGUUCUAUAUCUACCGCGACGUAUGGACCGUUAACGAGGAGCACUACUGGGUUAAUGAAAACUUUCCGCCUUUGUUCAGAUGCAGAGACUACUUCAAGGCUCAGCAAGAAGCACUCUGCAAACUACAAUUGUUAUCCCGCGAAAUCAGAAACGAGGUCAUUGCAGAGUAUUUCCCCCGAGCCCAGUACAACCUGUGGUACGAUUGGCCUCCGCCCAACACCAACGUCAAGUAUUUCCAGAAGGGGAAUAGCAAGCAGGCGUACUCCAAGAAGUUCCGCCCUUCUGCCGAGGAGGAUGCUGCAAUAAAAGCGUUCUUUGCCGAGUCGCCAGAAAUCGACAAACAAAAGGCUAAGAAGGAGGAGGAGGAUCCGAAGCCGUUGUAUCCUAAGGCAACCAAGGGGCUUGCUAAUUCUCGCUUUGCUAAAGAUGCCAUCGAAAAGGAUACUACCGCCGCCCAGGUUGCUUCCCCUUCUGUGGCCGCCUCAAACACCAAGGCCGAGCUGGCUGCUACAAACACGACGGCUGCCCAAGCCAGCACACCCGUCACCAGCACCACGCCUGCCGCCACGUGAUUGCGGAGUGUGCCCCCAAAGCCCACAAUCCAACCGCCGAGGCAAUCAAGCCCGCCACCAAAAUGGAGUCCGUGGCCCAAAUCCAGCCCGCUCCCCAGAUGGAAGAGGUACGCAAUUCCCUAUCACUGUACCCACCUAGGCCUAUGAAUGUUAACCAGCCAUCAGACCGACCAGUCAGCGGAGAUGAAGACCGCCGCCAUCAGGGCGGCCGAGCAGAGCCUGACUGCUGCCAUGGCCUCAAGACAGGCGGCCCAGAUGAUGAUGCAUGCCUCCGACGAGGCCAUCAUAAUCGCCAGAGCCCAACUUCAUCAAGCACAGGAGAAUUAUCAGCAGGGACUUCCGAAGUACGAGGAGUAUGAGCAGUAUGAGGAGGAGCUCUAAAGGGACAAGGGAAUGACAGAAG